This is a messenger RNA of Thlaspi arvense, 1665 nucleotides long. The record is from the annotation of a GenBank genome assembly. Lineage: Eukaryota; Viridiplantae; Streptophyta; Magnoliopsida; Brassicales; Brassicaceae.
AUGCGAGGGGUUAAACUCUUAGCCGCGUGCCUCUACCUGGCCGCAGCCGCAACGGUGGUGGUCCGAGCCGAAGACCCUUACUUCCACCACGUGUGGAACGUGACCUACGGAACCGUAUCUCCUCUCGGCGUCCCACAACAAGUCAUCCUCAUCAACGGCAAAUUCCCUGGUCCCAACAUCAACUCAACCUCCAACAACAAUAUCAUCAUCAAUGUCUUUAACAACCUCGACGAACCCUUCCUCCUCACUUGGAAUGGGAUCCAGCACAGGAAGAACUGUUGGCAAGAUGGGACUCCAGGAACAAUGUGUCCCAUCAUGCCUGGCACCAACUUCACUUACCAUUUCCAGCCUAAGGAUCAGAUCGGAAGUUACUUCUACUACCCGAGCACCGCGAUGCACCGUUCUGCUGGUGGAUUCGGUGGACUCCGUGUCAACAGCCGUCUCCUCAUCCCUGUCCCUUACGCUGACCCGGAAGAUGACUACACCGUCCUCAUCGGUGACUGGUACACUAAGAGCCACACCCAAUUGAAGAAGUUCCUCGACGGUGGUCGUACUCUCGGUCGUCCAGACGGUAUUCUCAUCAACGGAAAGGCCGGGAAAGGCGAUGGAUCAGACGCGCCUCUCUUCACCUUGAAACCUGGAAAGACUUACAGGGUUAGGAUCUGUAACGUGGGUCUCAAGACAUCUCUCAACUUUAGGAUUCAGAAUCACAAGAUGAAGCUCGUUGAAAUGGAAGGAUCGCAUGUUCUCCAAAACGACUACGACUCUCUAGACGUCCACGUUGGCCAGUGCUACGGCACGAUCGUUACCGCUAACCAAGAACCUAAAGAUUACUACAUGGUUGCAUCCUCUAGGUUCUUGAAGUCGGUUAUUACCACAACCGGACUUCUCCGCUACGAGGGAGGCAAAGGCCCCGCCUCUUCGCAGCUCCCAGCUGGUCCAGUCGGAUGGGCUUGGUCGUUGAACCAGUUUAGAUCUUUCAGGUGGAACUUGACCGCUAGUGCAGCCAGGCCUAACCCUCAGGGAUCUUACCACUACGGAAAGAUCAACAUCACACGCACCAUCAAGCUCGUGAACACUCAGGGCAAGGUUGAUGGCAAGCUUAGGUACGCCUUGAACGGUGUCUCCCACACCGACACCGAAACCCCACUGAAGCUCGCCGAGUACUUUGGUAUGGCCGACAAGGUCUUUAAAUACGAUACCAUCAAUGAUAACCCGACCCCGGAACAGAUCAAGACCAUCAAGAUCGAGCCAAACGUUCUUAACAUCACUCACCGUACCUUCAUCGAGGUGGUGUUCGAGAACCACGAGAAGAGUGUUCAGUCGUGGCACUUAGACGGUUACUCCUUCUUCGCCGUCGCCGUUGAGCCAGGGACUUGGACCCCAGAGAAGAGGAAGAACUACAACCUCCUGGACGCAGUGAGCAGACACACAGUCCAAGUCUACCCAAAGUGCUGGGCAGCAAUCUUGCUCACAUUCGAUAACUGUGGAAUGUGGAACAUUAGAUCUGAGAACACCGAGAGACGUUACUUAGGACAGCAGCUUUACGCGAGUGUCUUGUCGCCAGAGAAAUCACUCAGAGAUGAAUACAACAUGCCUCCGACAAGCCUCCAAUGUGGUCUCGUCAAGGGAAUGCCUAAGCCUAACCCUUACGCUGGAGCCUAA